Molecule: messenger RNA, 1158 nt
Organism: Copidosoma floridanum
Lineage: Eukaryota; Metazoa; Arthropoda; Insecta; Hymenoptera; Encyrtidae
Product: sn-1-specific diacylglycerol lipase ABHD11
Biological process (GO): lipid metabolic process
Cellular component (GO): mitochondrion
Molecular function (GO): carboxylic ester hydrolase activity
Source: RefSeq, a predicted model, not a curated record
UAGGGAAAUGAAUCGUCUGCUACAAGUUCUGAUAAAAUUUUUUUUUUUUCGUGCAGAGUUGUCAUACCAAAAUUUUGCGGCUUUUGAUUAUAGCAUUUCAAAAUAAGUACAUAAAAUAAUAGACCAAUGUUGUCAAAAUUUUAGUGCGCAUAUACACUUACAAUAUUGGGAAUUCGUUACCUUCACCCUUCUUUUCUAUUUUAAUAAGCUGGUGGUAAAAAAAUGAUUAUAAAAAAUUGCUCUGCAUCACUUUAUUCAUUGCCUAGCAGGUUAAAUAUUAUUUUUAAAAACAGAGGAGUGUCAAGUAGCCGUUCACAUCAAACACCCGUAAAAUUAGCAUAUGCUUCAUACGAAUCAACAAAAGAGGUUUCAGACGGUUCUCCAAAAUCUCCUAUUUUAAUACAUCAUGGACUGUUUGGUUCCAAGAGUAAUUGGAAUAGUUUGUCAAAAACAAUACACCAAAAAACAAAGAGAAAAGUUAUUACAAUAGAUGCUAGGAACCAUGGAGAUUCACCCCAUACUCCUCAAAUGUCUUAUUAUCACAUGACUGAAGACGUGAAACUGCUUUUGAAAGAUUUGAACAUAAAAAAAGUCAUACUGAUGGGCCACAGCAUGGGCGGAGGAACCGUUAUGUAUACUGCACUAAGUUAUCCGGAUUUAAUUGACAAGCUCAUUGUUGUUGAUUUUUGUCCAACAAAAACUAGCCCUAGUCUUCUGUUGAUGACCAAGUUGUUUGAAGCUAUGCGUUCAGUAUCUCUUGAUGGUUCACCUACAUUGUCAAAAGCCAGAAAAUUAGCAGAUGAACAGUUGUCUGUAUCAAUAAAGUCCAAUCCCGUACGACAAUUUUUAUUAACAAAUCUUAUUGAAGCAGAGCCAGGAAAGUAUAAAUGGCGUAUAAAUCUUCCAGUCUUAGAAGAAAAUUUUUCAACGAGAAUUGCAGUUUUCCAAAAUGAAAAAGAUAGAACUUUUAAUGGUCCAACACUUUUUGUUGGUGGAUCCAAAAGCGACUACAUCACCGAAAAUGAUCAUCCGCACGUUAAAAAACUGUUUCCAUCGGCAAAAUUUCAUUAUAUAGCUGAUGCAGGGCAUUGGAUACAUUCAGAUAAACCAACGGAAUUUAUUGAUUGCGUGACUACUUUUAUUAAUGAAAACCAUUAA